AUUCUAAUCAAUUCUUCACCGAUCCUGAUUCCUGAUCUGUUCCAAUCCAAUCCGGAUCAGAAUUGGCCGAGAUAGUCCGAUCCCGUUCUGGAUUCUUCUAUCCUGGCCUCCUGGGUAAGAGGUUCGGUUUUCAAUUUGCUCUAGAAGGCAGUUCUUCGACUACUGGUAUUGGGUGUCUUCGGGAGGUUGAAUCAGUUUUAGACGGCGGCCUUUUUCAUCCCCAGGUUCAGAUGAAUGCUGAUGAUUGAAAUUCUCGACGGUAGUUCUUUUAAUGGUAAAUCGCUCUUUUGAUCGAAGAAUUUCGCACGGAUUUCUGCUUUUCAGAGUUGAGUCACUCAGGAAUUUCAACAUUGAAGGAGAGAAAUUUUCUGUUCUGCGUUUUGGAAUCAUUGGGAGAUCGAGUUUAAGCAGAGAAGUAUUUAGGAAUUUAAAAUUUUUGGAGAAUUUUUGUUGAACAAAUAUACAGUUCAUUCGAGUUAAGUAUCUUCAGCAUUACAUACAUGGAGCUUGAGGAAGAAGAGCCAAGUUUGGAAGUCGAAGUAGAGGAAAUGGACAAAGAGAACUCUAAGGAUACUCCCAUGAAGGAAAUCAGUACACGUUUUCCUGGUGCUGUGAGAAAGAAAGCUUAUGCAUUUGAUGGGUUGGGGAGUUAUUGUACUAAGGAAUGGGAUCUCGCAGAAGGAAGAGGCAGAGAAUUUUGUUGGUAUCAUGUGGAACUUCCAAAGGGAAACCAGAAACCAGCAUUGUCUGCACAAUACCUUAUUGAUGUUUUUUGCCCUCCUUUGAAACUUCAAGACAUUCUCUCACUUGUAAGCAAUGGACCCUUUUGUGGACAUGUUGAUGGAGCACUUGUUUUUAGGGUAAAUUCACCUGGUACUACUUCAAGCGAUUUUACUCUUAGAAUUGCUGCAAGAUUAACUGAGAACUCAUUGAUUACUGUGUCUUUGGGUCGUGUUCCCAGAUUGGGAUUCUCUCCAAUGGGUCAAUCUCUUCUUUCAGAAAUUCCUAGUGUGGAGAGUCCAAGUUUUGCUAGAGCAGAGAAGGAAGGAGGUGCGAUUGUAAUCAGGGAACAUGUUCUUGAGUUCCUAUUAACUAUGAAUCAUUCUGAGGAGGCUGAUAAUCCAGUUCCACGCACUCUUUCAAAUCUAGUUAUUCAUGUACUGGACACACAUGUAGAUCACAUUCAAGACAUAGUAACCAAGCUUGAGAUCGAAUUGGACAGAGUGGAGCUCGAAUUGGAUAAAGGUGGUUUUGCCUUAAAAAAGCAUAUGCUGGAUGACAGAAGAUUUCCAAAAAUGCAUCUAAAUUUGCAGCGCCUUUUGCAGGUGAUAGCAUAUGGAGAACAAGUGUUCCCUCGUGUCAAAGAAAAAUGCUCCACAAAAAGUUGGUUUGCUGGCGUAGACAUUGUCGCUCUUGAAGAGCUGAUUGGACGUCUUAGGAGGCUAAAAGAGAAUGUUGGUUUUAUUGCGAAUCGUGUAACAGCAAUACAAGCUGGUCUUGACAGUUGGCAGGCAGAGCAAAUUAAUAAGAAGCUUUACUACCUCUCCUUCCUUUCAUUAGUAUUCCUUCCUUUGUCCGUCAUCACUGGAGUAUUUGGGAUGAAUGUGGGAGGCGUUCCUUGGUCAGGCCAAGAUGACCCUGUCAUAAAAAAUGGAUUCCGCAAUGUCAUGUUUCUUGCUGUUGGACUGCUGCUGCUUUUACUGCUUUGCUUCACCUUCCCCUCUAUCUAUGCCCGUAUAUCCACUUGGAGGAAACAGAAAGCAUUGAGGAGUAGCUGGUCUGUAAGCAGGUCUUUCUUAAAGAAAACACUCAGAGGUGGAUCUCUGGAAAGAGGGGGUUACACCCGUAUAUGAAAGAACUAUACAAGCUUCUUGGUACGCAAUUCCUCUUUUUCUUCAUGUUUUAAUUUACCAUUUGUAUAACUUGGGCUUUGAUGAGGAAAAUACAUUCCACCUCGAGAUUUUUGGGAAAUUUUUCGUUGUGGGAAUGGUUUGAUAAGACUGUAUCUCAAGUAACCUGCAGGGGUUUAGUGGUUCCAGCCGGCAGGUCUUGUAGAAAUUUAUACUCAUUAAAUAAAAUCACCAGCUGUACAGAUAAGACGGAGGCUUCGGAUCAUUCUUGUUGAA
Molecule: messenger RNA, 2126 nt
Organism: Macadamia integrifolia
Lineage: Eukaryota; Viridiplantae; Streptophyta; Magnoliopsida; Proteales; Proteaceae
Product: zinc transport protein ZntB-like
Exons: 4
Coding region: 501-1853 (450 amino acids)
Biological process (GO): metal ion transport; transmembrane transport
Cellular component (GO): membrane
Molecular function (GO): metal ion transmembrane transporter activity
Source: RefSeq, a predicted model, not a curated record